Messenger RNA from Microsporum canis CBS 113480, 1317 nucleotides. RefSeq lists its product as uncharacterized. The record is from RefSeq and is a predicted model, not a curated record. The transcript is spliced from 3 exons. NCBI's taxonomy places the organism in Eukaryota, Fungi, Ascomycota, Eurotiomycetes, Onygenales, Arthrodermataceae. Bases 1 to 1317 code for a protein of 438 amino acids.
AUGCCUAUCCUGGUUCUGGUUACAAUAUAUGGUGCCGUAUUUCCAUCUUCAGAGACAGCUGCAGGUGGAAACUAUAACCUGCACUUUCUAUCGGCGCAUUUCCGACGCGAACUGGUCCCAGAUAGGCGCCUGUUUAACGCUUCGACCUUGAAUUAUCCUAUCCCACCGUAUUCGCUAAGGCCCUUGACUGCUAUGAGCUUUUACCUACCACAGGCAGGUUUCUUGUGGAGCGAUGAGCUUGUUUGGAGUGAAAUUUACGGGGUUUACAGUACAUUAUCGGUUUAUGAAAAGGAUAUCAAAGACUCUCAACGUCAAGAUGAUGGCCGUGAGCCUCCGCCUUACCGCUUAUUCCUCCGAGAUAAAUUUAAUCGGCGAUAUCCAUGGUCAUUUAAACCAGCAGGGCUGAACAAUAGCAACGCUCACCUCCACCCUGCCAUCACGGAUGGCUUCUUACGCGAAAAUGAGGUCGUGUUCAUUCAAAGUGGAAUCAAUAACCGCUAUUUGGGGGUACAGAGGGGAGUACAGUCAGUUAUUGACCAGGAACUGGGGGUGGAGUUUGAAAGAGCCAAAGACGAGUUCGUUCGACAUCGGGUUGGGGCAUUUGCUGAGGGGACUGAAGACUCUAUAUGGAUUUUGCAAUAUGAUCCAUUCUCCGACAAUGGGUUCCGGUUAUAUAAUCCUGCUCACAGAUGCCAUCUAGCGUCCAGCUUUCGCACAUUCCCCGAUUACGACGGCGACCGCAAUAACAGCACAAUUAUGAUGCAGCUGGAUCUAGAGCUGGAAGUAACUUGUACUUCAGACGCGAAUGAUUCGGCAUCCAGAAUGUACAUCCUUGAAGGCAUGACCUCGAUACAGCAAACUCCCACCGGGCGGGGAACUAUGCAUGACCACCUUCGCACCUCCACCGACGCCGUGACAUAUUUUUAUUAUCGAGGUCUCUCUAUCCUCCAAGCAACCUACAGCCUUGCACGCUUCCGAGCACUCUACGCUAAAACCCAGGAUACAACGCCGCCUUUACUUGAAUUUAUACGUCCCACGGUCACGCGCGUAGACGACCCUGCGGAGUAUUUCUGCGUAUUCUUUGUGGCUCUUUACUUUCUCCUGUGCGUUUAUCAACGCCGCCAACCGCAUUGUACACCUAAAGAUGGACGAAAUAACCAUUUACCAAUGCUGAGUCUCACCGAUAUAAACUAUAUAAGCGGUGUGGCUUUCAUUCUGAUACGGCUUAUGUGGACUCGAUUACUUUCAAAGCAGAUGGAAUACGCUCCACGGUUACCAGUGCUGAUCAGUGCAAUAUUAUUACUGCGGCUAUUUUAG